Molecule: messenger RNA, 1811 nt
Organism: Oncorhynchus tshawytscha (Chinook salmon)
Lineage: Eukaryota; Metazoa; Chordata; Actinopteri; Salmoniformes; Salmonidae
Product: major histocompatibility complex class I-related gene protein-like
Exons: 6
Coding region: 552-1685 (377 amino acids)
Biological process (GO): immune response
Cellular component (GO): external side of plasma membrane
Source: RefSeq, a predicted model, not a curated record
UCUUAACUGACUUGCCUAGUUAAAUAAAGGUAAACAUUUGUUUUUUAAAUAAUGCAGAGAAACAAGGUUGCCAGAAGGAUUCCAUGACCUGGGACUUUUAUCUGAUAAACAAGGCAAGCUCGGUCUCUGCUCUGGCCAUCUUACUUCCUGGUGUGUGCCCAAUCAAAUGCCAGUUCUCUGUUGACAAUAAAGAUGGACUAUGCCAGAGGGAGUUGGUAGAAGUUGAUACAGGGUCAGAUAUUUCUUUCACCACGCACAGCUAAGGUCAGGAUUGUGGGAGGAUAAUCUGAUCCUAGAUCUGUACCUUGUGGAAACUUUACCCCGGAGCGACAGAGACACACAAAAGUCAAGUGACUCAUCAUGUUGAAUAACAGAAGGUCUUGUAUGCACCGUUGUGUCACUCCUUAAAGAUUACAUUUGAUGGCUAAACAUUAACAAGUUAUGACCCUGUUUGUUUGCCAUGAUGGAGAGAAUAGUGAAAGAAAGUAUACAGUUGUGUUGUUCAACCCAUUCGUUACCAUUCAUACCAUCUCAUCUAAACCGCUAAAGAAAUGAUUUCCUUCUGUCUCUUGUUUCUCUGGAUUCCUAUAACGUCUGCAGAUCCCCACUCUUUGAAAUACUUAUACACUGCAGUCUCAGGUGAUACUGACUUCCCAGAGUUCAUGGUGGUGGGUUUGCUGGACGACCAACAGUUUGUGCACUUUGGCAGCAACACCAAGACACUGGUCAACGACGCUGAGUGGAUGAAUAAGACAGAAAAAUACUACAGGGAACUCUACACUGAGCCCCUGAUUAACCAAUAUGAAGGCUUCAAAAACCUCAUUACGUUUGCAAAGAAGCAGUUUAACCAAACCCAGUCAAAAGGUGUUCACACAAUCCAGAACUUGUACGGCUGUGAGUGGAAUGAUGAGACUGAACUCCAAGAUUAUUUCCAUCACUAUGGAUACGAUGGUGAGGAUUUCAUUUCAUUAGACAUGAAGACCGUAAGAUGGAUAACCUCCGUACAGCAGGCAGACACCAUCAAACAGAAGUGGGACGACAACAGCAAGGAUCUGCACUAUCUCAAAUGGUACUUCACUAAGGAGUGUAUUGACACUUUGAAGAAGUAUGUGAACUUCGCCAGCAGCGUCUUGAAGAAGAUAGUCCCUCCCUCAGUGUCUCUGCUCCAGAAGACCCCCUCCUCUCCAGUGACCUGCCACGCUACGGGUUUCUACCCCAGUGGAGUCAUGGUCUCCUGGCAGAAAGAUGGGCAAGAACAGCAUGAAGAUGUGUUGCAUGGAGAGAUUCUCCCCAACGGUGAUGGAACCUUCCAGAAAAGUGCCCACCUCACAAUCGACUCUGAGAAGUGGGAGAACAACAACUACACCUGUGUGGUUGAGCACAAAGAGAACAUCAUCGCCAUCAGACUGAAUCAGUCUGUGAUAAAAACAAACAGUGUCAAGCCUCUUGAAACUGUCCCCAUCAUUAUUGGAGUAGGAGUAGUAGCUGUCAUCCUCCUAGUCUCCUUCAUCAUAGCUAGGUUUAUUAUGUGGAACAGGAAGAGUACAGCCUCUGAUGAUGGUUCCAACCCCUCCAUGACACAGCAGAACCAGAUGCAACUUGAGGUUUCUCUCUCACUAAUCAAACAGGUAAUGUACUGUAUCUAUAAAGGUCCAGUGGCAUCAAGUGGUUUGUACUCCUAUUAGAUUAUGCUUGUCUGUCUGUCCGUCCUUCUGCAAAUCAAAUCUCAAUUUUUCCUUUAUCUACCCAAAUGUUUGUCUCUUUGUCUGUCUGUCUGUCUGUCUGUCGGUCUGUCUGUCUGUCUGUCUGUC